This is a messenger RNA of Lagopus muta (rock ptarmigan), 5805 nucleotides long. RefSeq names its product pyruvate dehydrogenase phosphatase regulatory subunit (gene PDPR). The transcript has 18 exons. The record is from RefSeq and is a predicted model, not a curated record. Lineage: Eukaryota; Metazoa; Chordata; Aves; Galliformes; Phasianidae. Gene Ontology annotation, cellular component: mitochondrial matrix; mitochondrion; cytoplasm. Gene Ontology annotation, molecular function: protein binding; oxidoreductase activity. Bases 8 to 2767 code for a protein of 919 amino acids.
GGCUGCGAUGCGGCGCGCCGAGCGGCUGUCGUGCUGCCGCCCGCCUGCCGUAAAGCGCGGAAGGUCAGUCCGGCCUCCCGCCGCCAGGAGCGGUGUCUGCUCGCGGCGGUGCUGGCACGGAACGGCCGGGAUGUUCCUGCGGCUGCUGGCCGACGUGCGGUGGCGUGGGGCUGAUCCCAAGUGGAGGAGCGCGGCCCGCUGCCGGAGCGCCUCCGGGACGGCCGAAACGCAGCCGGUCCCCCUGCCGGCACAGGCCCGGGUGGUCAUCUGCGGGGGAGGCAUCGCGGGCACCUCGGUGGCCUAUCACCUCGCCAAGCUGGGUUGGAAGGAUGUCGUCUUGCUUGAGCAGGGCAGGUUGGCUGCAGGUACCACGCGCUUCUGUGCGGGCAUUGUGAGCACAGCCAGGCCCGUGUCCCUUGAGCUGAAGAUGGCACACUACUCCAACAAGCUGUACCAGCAGCUGGAGCAAGAGACAGGCGUGCAAACAGGGUACGUGAAGACAGGCUCCGUGUCCCUGGCUCAGACUCAGGAUCGGCUGAUCUCCCUGAAACGCAUUGCUUCAUCUCUCAACGUCUCGGGGAUCCCCUGCGAAAUCAUCAGCCCCAAGCAAGUGGCACAGCUCCACCCGCUCAUCAACAUCCACGACCUGGUGGGGGCCAUGUAUGUGCCUGAGGAUGCGCUGGUGCUGUCUGCCAACGUCAGCCUGGCUCUGGCCACGGCUGCCUCGCGGAAUGGCGUCCAGAUCCACGAGCGGACGAGUGUCAGCCAUGUGUCAGUGCAGAAAGGUCGUGUGACUGGAGUUGAGACCGACAGGGGACACAUUAAAUGCCAGUACUUCGUCAACUGUGCUGGCCAGUGGGCCUAUGAGUUGGGCCACUCUGGGGAGGCACCAGUCAACAUCCCAGUGCAUGCCUGCGAGCACUUCUACCUCCUGACACAUCCUCUGAAGGAACCUCUGGCAAACAACGUCCCCACUGUUGUGGACCCCGAUGGCAGGAUCUACAUCCGCAGCUGGCAGGGCGGAAUCCUCUCAGGGGGCUUUGAGAAAAACCCCAAACCUCUUUUCACGGAGGGACGGAACCAGCUGGAGAUCCACAACCUCCAGGAGGACUGGGAUCACUUUGAACCCCUGCUGAGCUCCCUCCUGCGCAGGAUGCCCAACUUGGAGGCCCUGCAGAUCAUGCAGUUGGUGAACUGCCCGGAGUCCUUCACGCCAGACAUGCGGUGCAUCAUGGGCGAGUCGCCCACCGUGCGGGGAUACUUCGUCCUGGCUGGAAUGAACUCGGCUGGGAUCUCAUAUGGUGGGGGAGCAGGCAAGUACCUGGCAGAGUGGAUGGUACAUGGCUACCCAUCCGAAAACGUCUGGCCUUUGGAUCUGAAGCGUUUUGGCACUCUUCAGAGCAGCCGCACCUUCCUCCGUCACCGUGUGAUGGAAGUCAUGCCUCUCAUGUGUGACCUGAAGGUUCCCCGCUGGGACUUCCAGACGGGCAGACAGCUGCGCACCUCCCCGCUGUACGACCGCCUGGAUGCCCAGGGGGCCAGGUGGAUGGAGAAGCACGGCUUUGAGAGGGUCAAAUACUUCGUUCCACCUGGGAAAGAUCUGCUGGAUUUGGAUCAGAGCAAAACCUUCUACAAACCAGACUGGUUUGAGAUCGUGGGUUCUGAAGUCAAGUGCUGCAAGGAGGCAGUGUGUGUGAUCGACAUGUCGUCCUUUACCAAGUUUGAGAUAAGUUCCACAGGAGACCAGGCGCUGCAGAGCCUGCAGUACCUCUUCUCCAACGACCUGGAUGUGCCAGUGGGGCAUGUUGUGCACACUGGCAUGCUGAAUGAGAACGGAGGCUACGAGAACGACUGCAGCAUAGCGCGCUUGAGCAAACGCAGCUUCUUUAUGAUUUCCCCAACUGACCAACAAGUCCAUUGCUGGGCCUGGCUGAAAAACCAUUUGCCUGAAGAUAGCAACUUGACCAUAGAAGAUGUGACCUGGAAGUACACGGCUCUCAACCUGAUCGGCCCCCGUGCUGUGGAUGUCUUGUCAGAGUUGUCCUAUGCCCCAAUGACCCCGGAACACUUUCCUUCUUUCUUCUGCAAGGAGAUGAGCGUGGGCUACGCUAACGGCAUCCGAGUGAUGAGUAUCACUCACACAGGAGAGCCUGGAUUCAUGCUUUAUAUUCCCAUCGAGUACGCCCUCCAUGUGUACAACGAGGUGAUGAACACGGGGCAGAAGUACGGGAUCCGCAACGCCGGUUAUUACGCGCUGCGCAGCCUGCGGAUUGAGAAGUUUUUUGCCUUCUGGGGCCAGGAUCUGGAUGCCUUUACCACUCCUAUGGAGUGUGGCCGUGAGUUCCAGGUCAAGCUGGAAAAGGGGAUGGAGUUUGUUGGCCAGGAAGCUCUGUUGGAGCAGAAGCAGAACGGGGUGUACAAACGCUUCACCAUGUUCAUUCUCGAGGACCACGACACAGAUAUGGACCUCUGGCCCUGGUGGGGCGAACCCAUCUUCCGCAACGGCCGCUACGUGGGCAAAACCACCAGCAGUGCCUACAGCUACACUCUGGAGCGCCACGUCUGCCUUGGCUUCGUGCAGCACUUCGAUGAGAAGACAGGGGAAGAGCUGGUGGUGACGACUGACUUCAUCAACCAGGGCGAGUACGAGAUCGACAUCGCCGGGCAGCGCUUCCAGGCCAAAGCCAAACUCUACCCCUUCAGCUCCCUCUUUGCUCAGCGUCGCCGCAAGGAUGAGGUGGAACUGAGUGGCUACCAGAGGGAGUAGUGCCGGCUGGAGCCCCACUCCUUUUUCCCAAGCUGGAGCCUUCAGCUGCCACCUUCCAGUGCUCUCUCCACACCUCCAUACGUUUCUUUUCUUUUUUUCCUUUCCAGCCUUGCAACUUUUAAACUUUUUUCCAGCGUGUUCCAUUUUGUAUGUUUUAAAACUUUUAAUUCUCCAGCUUUCUGAACCCUGUCCAUCUCCCUCCCUCAGCCCUUUGCUUGCCAGGCUCCCCCAUGUCUCAAAGCACAGUGCUGAACGUGCACCCAGGUGCCCAUGGGAGCGUUUCAGUGGGAAGCCUGUAAAGGAGCAAACAUCUCCAUAGCCCUGCAGUGAUGGGAAGGGCUCAGGGGAGCUCCUGAGGACUACAGCCUUUCUCUCUCCUGCAGUAUAAGGCACAGGACAGCAGGUAUUGGCUCUGCUCUGCUGUCACUUUGGCAGGUGACCACUUUGCAGAGGGGUCAGUGCGUGGAUGCACACAGCCAUAGAGCGACCAGCUACCUCACCAGCACAGCACACAGCACUGGGUGAGCAGGCAGGUGUUGGUGUGUCCCAGCCAGCCCCACCAUUUUGCCUAGCAGGGAACCCAGUAGGUUUAACCAUCACAUCAUGGAGAUGAUGCUGGUAAGUCUUUCAUUGUCAUUUGGGUUGGAUUUUUUUUUUGUGGGGGGUCAGUGUUGGUCUUCAGUUGUAUUUAUAGGAAUUCUACAUGGGUAGAUAAUGCAUAUAAUCUGCCUUUAUGUAUAGAAUUGAAGACCAACACGUGUUUUAGUUCUGUAAGGGAGUGGGGUUGUUUUCUAUUAGCAGAAAUAGGGCAGGUGUUGGCGUUCCACGCUGCCAGCACUGUUGAAACACCACUUUGUUUCAGCCACACAGUGUGCAGUCCCUCUGUGAGCAUUCUUUCACUUUCCCUCAUUGACAUGACUGUCUGGCAAGGUUCAUGCAGAGAACACAAGUUUUCUUACCAACUCGUGUUUGGGGACAUAAGGAAAGCAGGCGGCGCCAAGUUGUGUCACACAGGUUGACAUCUUUCUCUUCUUCUGGUUGUGGGAGCGACCAGAAGCAAAGCUUUUCUUUAUUUCCUGGAAGGAGGUUGGCUGUGCCUCCUGGCCCUGGCACCCACCUAUUCACUAUGGCUUUCCUGCUCCCCUCCAUGCCAACAUUGCCCUGGAGUUUAAGCUCAGCCUUGCACUGAUGCAGCCUUGAUGAACACUUUGUAAUUUGGGGGCAUUUUCCAGUGAAGUGGUGAACAUCACGAGUGUAAAUAUGAGCUCUAAGCCUUGGCAAGCUCCCGCUUCGUUUCCUGCUACUUCAGUUGUGCCUUCAGUUGAGCCUUUGGUCGGCCAGUUUGUGGUUGAGAUGUUCUCAGUGUGAAGUUGGAUGGAGCUGAGGCAACGAGGGUGGAAGGGAAAACCCUUUAUGCCUUAAGAACAGAGCAAGUUCCCCAUUCAGGCUGGUACGGAAGCUGCAGAAAUUACAAGUGGAACUUUGUGUUGACUCUCCAGUACCAGAAAUAGAGUGAGAGCAGCCCUACGUCGCGCCGCUCGACGGAGGAGCGCUGUGCCAGGGUUGAGGCUCAGGGCUGGGCGGUUUGGCACCUGCUCCUGCCUUCCCUUCUGCAAGUUCUGGUUCUCCUUUUGGAUCUGGAGCUGCGUUCUGUCCCUCGCUGUGGCCGUGCCUGACCUCCCAUGCCUUGCUGGUCUUUGAGAGGCUGCUGAAGCAACCCGUGCUGGAGAAAGGACUUCGUUGUUGACGUUUAAUGACCUGGGGAUGAGAGGAAGCCAGCUGUUGAGAAGCGUUUUCUAUUUCAGCAGGGUGUGCUGCGGUGAUUGUCACAUCUAUCUUCGCCAGACUUCAUUUCUUCCUCGUGUCUCUGUCUGGAUUUGCUGCUCCUUGCUGCUGCAGUUCAUCUUGCUGUUCUGUGGUGAGCAGGAGGGGCCGUGCAAUGCCUGCCCUGCACCUUGGGGUCGUGUUUCAAGCCUGGCUUCCUCCUCCUGUUGCUGUGCCCACUCCCAUCCCCUGGCACAGGGCUUCCUUGGGCUGGAGUCCUGUGCUUCCAUGGGACCUCAGGCCAUGACUGAUGGGGGUGAAAAGCAGGGACUGAAACUCUUACAUUUGAGGAGGGGAAAAAAAUUACGACAAACGACUGCCCUCCACUUUUGCAAAGGAAAUCCGUUGCUUAUGGGGCAGGAUUCUUGUUUUAGAGCAGAACACGUGGCUGCUGGUAAAGCCCAGCAAAAAAACAUCAUCACCUUUGGAUUUGUCUUCCCGACUGGUUUCAUUGGGACAUUUGGGCAGCUCGAUUCUUGCCCGUGUCAGCAAGUUGAAGGCUUUCAACUUCCUUAAGUGGCUGCCGGGGCUGGGGCUGGCUUAUUUUACCUCCCUGUUCCAGCGGGAAACAGGAUGCAGGGGAGCAGGGAGCAGUGCCACCAGGCACGCAGGAAGAGCAGGCAGCAUUUCUCUUUGCACUUUAACCGCUCAGAGCCCUCAGCAGGAGCAGCCCUGUGUGUUUUGGGGCAGGAGAAGAGCCUGCAAGCAUUGGCUCAGCUCCUCCUGGGCAGGGUGAGGCUCUGCAGGCAGGCAGCCCGUGCUCCCACCGCGUGUACCUGCAGGCUGUUGCUCAGAGCCCCUCUCUCUUCUUGCAGUCUCCCGUUUUCAAGAGCUGCAAGGACUUCCAAAAGGGUUCUGUGGCAGAAAUGUUAGGAACGAGUGCAGCUCGAGGCUGUGAAAGCGUUCCUUAGUGCCUUACAUGGUGGAAGGGGUGGAGGCGGGCAGAGCAGCUCACUGUGCCCGCGCAGGGUCUCUGCAUGGGAGGAUGCAGGCAGCUCCUUCAAGGGGCUGAGGAGAUGCAGCACUGCUCCUGCCUGGCCAUGGGGGACACGGAUUGUUCCCAAGCACACAAACAGGGCUGAGCUGGCUGCUCUCUGCUGGGGCUGUUCUGUAUGCUGUAUUUAUUGCCGUGCUUUACGUCAUUUCAUAUUUUGGUUGGCUUGAAUGUUGCUAGGUUUGUAUAUUAAUAAAGAAGUGUUUUAACUACUCCUGAA